GCGCGAACGGUGCUGAGGCAGGCAGUGAAGAAGGCGCGACCACACCACUUUUUCAGCAUUUGAAGGCAAAGCAACCCUCAGUACUCUGCUGAAAUGGCGUCCUCUGGAGAGAUCCUGGUCAAGGAGUUGGACAAGCGUGCAUCAGGUCAAGCAUUUGAGGUAAUCUUGGCCCCCGAUGCCAAGGGUGAAAUCCCCCUACCUCCCCCAAAGGAGAAGAAGGAGUUGUCCCUGGAGGAAAUCCAGAAGAAACUGGAGGCUGCAGAGGAGAGACGCAAGAGUCAUGAAGCAGAGGUGCUGAAGCACUUAGCUGAGAAGAGAGAGCACGAGAAGGAAGUUCUGAAGAAAGCCAUGGAGGAGAACAACAACUUCAGCAAGACAGCAGAGGAGAAGCUCAAUCAGAAGAUGGAAGCCAACAAAGAGAAUCGCACGGCACGAAUGGCAGCUCUCAAUGAGAAAUUCAAAGAGAAGGAUAAGAAGCUUGAGGAGGUACGAAAGGCCAAGGAAACAAAACCAGAGGGGGAGAACUGAUUUUCUUUUGUAAUAAUAAAAAAAUAAACUUUUUUUUGUUCUGUUCAUUGACAGUAUUAUAUUUUUCAUUGUUAUAGUUUUGUUCACCUUGUUUGGAUUAGUUAGGCUGUCCAUUGUUGCUUUUGUUGUGGAUGUGUAAGUAUUUCUUCCCCCACCUCCAGUAGAUUUGUGUAUUGUAGCUUAUGACCUUUGAAAUAAGCAGUGUUUUUACCUAUAAGGAAGCAUGCCACUGUUACACAUUGGUCCUUAACAUUGUGAAUUGCAUAAUGUAAGUAAAUCCUUGUACCUUGUAAA
This is a messenger RNA of Salvelinus namaycush (lake trout), 822 nucleotides long. It is a transcript of the gene stmn1b, whose product is annotated as stathmin 1b. NCBI's taxonomy places the organism in Eukaryota, Metazoa, Chordata, Actinopteri, Salmoniformes, Salmonidae. The transcript is spliced from 5 exons. Gene Ontology annotation, cellular component: cytoplasm; neuron projection. Gene Ontology annotation, biological process: regulation of microtubule polymerization or depolymerization; microtubule depolymerization; neuron projection development. Bases 94 to 528 code for a protein of 144 amino acids. Gene Ontology annotation, molecular function: tubulin binding. The record is from RefSeq and is a predicted model, not a curated record.